AUGGAAAUAUCGUUAAUCCUCUUAUCAACUAGAGCUCAUCCUAAUCAGAAAGAUGAGGAAGGCAAUAGGCCACUGGAAGUUGCAGCUAUAAGAGAGAACAGAAAGAUCUUUGAGACUCUCUUCCCCUUGACGACAAAACCUGAAUCUGUUUUGGAUUGGUCAGUAGAUGGAGUUCUUGCUCACAUGGAAUCAAACAAAGAACAAGAAGACAGCUCAAGCAAGGCCAAAUCUGGAGAGACUGGUAUCAAGAAAGACCUUCCUGAGGUCUCCCCAGAAGCAAAGGCUAAAGCAGCAGAAACUAAAGUUGAGGACAAGAUGCUUUUCAUAGAAAAGGAUUAUCAGAUGGCCAUUGACGCAUACACACAAGCUAUUGAUUUUGAGCCUACGGAUCAUACUUUGUUCUCAAACCGAAGCAUCUGUUGGUUGCGGUUAGGACAAGCUGAGCUUGCCUUGUCCGAUGCCAAAGCAUGCAGAGAACUAAAACCUGACUGGCCUAAAGCUUGUUUCAGAGAAGGUGCUGCUCUUCGUUUGCUACAGCGUUUUGAUGAGGCAGCCAAUGCUUUUUACGAGGGAUUGUUGCUAAGCCCUGAAAACAAAGAGCCCACUGAUGCUUUCAGAGAAUCCGUAGAUGCUGGAAGGAAGUUUCACGGCAAGGACAAGAUUACACACAAAUGA
Molecule: messenger RNA, 675 nt
Organism: Eruca vesicaria subsp. sativa (arugula)
Lineage: Eukaryota; Viridiplantae; Streptophyta; Magnoliopsida; Brassicales; Brassicaceae
Source: the annotation of a GenBank genome assembly